AUGCGUCGCCGGCGCUUCUCCGUGCAGGCGCUCCUGUGUCUGGCCUCAACAUGGGCGCUGCUGGUCGCCGGCGGCGCGUCGGCGACGUGGUGCAUCGCGCGCAGCGGGGCGCCGACGAAGACGCUGGUGGCGGGGCUGGACUACGCGUGCAGCCCGGCGGGCGGCGCCGACUGCGCGCCCAUCCAGGCCGGCUCCGGCCUCUGCUUCCUCCCCAACACCCUCGCCGCGCACGCCUCCUACGCCUACAACUCCGCCUUCCAGCGCUCCGGCGCCGCGCCCGGCGCCUGCGACUUCGCCGGCACCGCCACCAUCACCAUCACGGACCCCAGUUACGGAUCAUGCACAUACCCUGCGUCUCCAAGCGCCGCCAGGUCACCAGGUUCAACCACAUCUCGACCACCUCCGGGAACUAGCAACGACGAUAGCAACCAACCUGACCUCGGCCCCGAUUCUGAAGCUGAAACUCGCAUUGCUGUGGGCGGCGCCGCAUCCUUCAUGUCUCUUGCCCUGUCCUGUUUCGUGUAUCUGCACCUGCGGUGAUGGUGGGCACUACGGACCGCGCGCAUAGUUAGAGCAUCAGAGUCGUGUUGUGAGAAAGCACCACAUUUUUGUUUAUGGGAAAAUUUUAGUGAUCAAUGGUUAGCUGUUGUAACCUGCCUGUUCAAGCAAAAGGGCUAGAGUGGCAGAUAUUUCAGUUAUAUUGAUUCAGUUGGAUGUUCAUUCAGGUUAUGUGUUUGCGGUUUAA
Messenger RNA from Lolium rigidum, 745 nucleotides. RefSeq names its product PLASMODESMATA CALLOSE-BINDING PROTEIN 3-like. NCBI's taxonomy places the organism in Eukaryota, Viridiplantae, Streptophyta, Magnoliopsida, Poales, Poaceae. The transcript is spliced from 3 exons. The coding region runs from base 1 to 540 and encodes 179 amino acids. The record is from RefSeq and is a predicted model, not a curated record.